Amoebophrya sp. A25 is the source of this 2946-nucleotide messenger RNA. The record is from the annotation of a GenBank genome assembly. NCBI's taxonomy places the organism in Eukaryota, Dinophyceae, Syndiniales, Amoebophryaceae.
CCAGCGCCUCACGCUUUUAUUUGACAUCACAUUCCGAUUCUACUACAGUUUAGGUAAAGCAGCGCAGACAAGGAGUAGAAAGUGUUUUCAUUAUAAAAUCUUCUAGAACACCCAAUUUCGUGAUUGAUUCGUUUUGGACGUGGCUCGACCCCACUUUGAAUCAUCUAUUUGGCUUUUUGUUUUUUUGAAUUCGAUACAUGAUCACUUGUGAAUAUAAUUCCAUUCCAGAUUCCAUUCCAGCAAGUUUCUGGUCCCUCAUCCGUUUUCGUAAUUUGCCACUCUAACCUGGUAUUGUUUCUUAUGAAACAAAUCGAAUGAAAACGAAUUGGUAAAAGUUGAUAUUAUAGUUAAUAAGGUUACCCAUCGAUCCACAUGACUGAGACCGCCUUCAUCUUGAAUUGAGGUGAGAUAGCCGAGGUCGGACUUACCACACGCUGACAAACUAGGACUCUCGACCGCAACAAGCACAAGCAGUGGCUGCCGUCAUAGUCCUUCGACUGUUCCGAAUCUUGUGCUUUAAUCCUCUUUGGUGGAACCUUUAAUCCGGCGAUACGCGUCUUUCAUUGAUCGAGCAGCUCGUACCUGCAGUGCACAGAACGAUAACGAAAUUUUCGAGUAAGUAGCUAGCGAGCUGCUCCAGUAGGGACUCGGGUGUUGGAGCAGUGUCAGAAAUUCCGCGCGCUCGCAUCAUCUUCCUGCCAGCAUAUUCGAACGCACACUCUCAAAAACGGAGGCGUACUCGACACAAUCACAAGUCGGCAAGUCCUGAGGGAACGAAAGCGAGAUCUCCAUACUGCUGUCGCAAUAUUGUCACCCAGGCAGCUUGUAUUUUAUCCGCGAGCUUGAGGGAAUUUAGUAAAGCGAUAUCGUUCACUAUCGAUCACACGACUGCUUCACCUACGUCAAGCCUCGCGCAUCAUCAAGAAGAAAAAUGUCGGCAUUGAACUUGCUAUACCCAAUUCCGAUUCCGGAAGCGAAAACCUCAAUAGAGUUCCAGGACUUUAUACCAGCACGAAAAAAGGAUGCCCUUCUCAAGUGCAGCAGCAAUCGGAAGAUCUUUGUAUCACUUUUUGUUGCAUCACUUUUUGUUGCAGAUUAUAAGUUGUACUUUAAAUUUACAAGGCGACAGACCUUUGCCUAUCUAUUCUCAGUUCUCGGAAAAAGUACGUAUGAUCAAAACACUUUGAUGUCUUUGUUAUGUCAGUGAGUAGACUUAGCUUGAUUGAAUCAUGACUACAGGCUCGCGCAUUGUCCGAUACAGAAACGAGUCUCGUAAAUGCCGAGAGCAUUGGCGUUACGGGUGCGAAGUAUCUUGUCGACCUCUUUUCGCUUGCGGAGAUAUGUACGACGCCUGGGGUGAAAAUAACCCGCGUUCCACUCCUAAAGUGGUCCAGUGGCAUCGCGGAUGAGAAGAAGUGCGGAAAAAUGGACGAAAAAGCCUUCAAAAACUUCAAAGACAUAUGUCACUUCGAAACGGUGAUGACCGGGCUUAGCGUCGCUAGUGUGCACUUAGCAGUUGCAGGUACCGACGGUUUAUAAUGCGAUACCUACUUCAAUUUUUACGAUUAUUCUCGGUCUUUUCUUGACUGUAAAUCAAUUGGUAGCCGCCACUACUAGCACUACUUCGAAGAGGCAUAAGCAUAACAACGAGGACUAUGCCGGUAGAUCUAGAACAGACACCAAAGAGCUGACGCAGCCAUCGAUUAAUAUGAAACACUUAUGUUGUCUGAGCAGUCGAGUUUCUUAAAGCAACGUAAUGCAGCUAAGAAUGGUACUUGAUAGUUGAUCCUCCUAUCUACCUUUCUAUCAAUCGAAAUCUAAAAAAGAUCGAUCAUGUGAUCGAUAUGUACAGAGGAUGGGAUUGAAACGCGGCAUACUAGGUUUCUCAUUGCAGUACGCGAAGGAGACUGGUGAGGUCUCCGAACAGGAUUUGACGCAUGCACUAUCGAAGGUGAAGCAGGCGGCGGCACUGUACCAGUACCUUGUGCAGUACAACGCGCGUCUGAAUUGUAACGCAGUGCAGAUGCAGGUACCGGAGAUUCAUCCUAGCAUGCUGGAGUGCUUCUCAAAGUACGCGCUCUUGUGUCUAAACCAAGUCAGCCUGGAGCUUGCGCGGAAAAAGCAGCCAGUGAUAAAACGGACACUGCUCGCUUCGAUAGCGCAGCAGAACCGAAUUGACGCGCUCGGGGUAGCACGAAGCAUCGUGCAGGCUUCACUAGCGUCAGGGGGCGCCGCUGCCCCUGACUCUGCUACCGGCGGGGGAGGCACAGCUAGCAAACCAGCAGCAGGAGGAGCAUCCGCGGCGCCACAGAUAGGACAGCAGCAUAGAAUAUUGAUUGCAGUGAAAUACCAUUGUGAACUUUACGCGCAAAUUAUGGGUGUCUGCGCGCCAGGCUGGAUGGCUGAGGAGGCGUUUGAGGCGCAGGAUUUUGGCACGGCAGAGGGGUGGGCCAAAGCAGCGGCUGGAGAGCUUGAGAAACUCAGAGGUACUACGACACUGCUAGUACACGUCAUUCGUGGGUUCUUAGGGUGAAUCCUACUUCUUAGUAUUGAAACGAAGUUGUAUCUUCACAAUCAUCAAUGAAUAAUACAAAUAAUUGUGAGAGUGAGAUCACGACAGGUAUGAAGAGCAACGAUGUGCUUGGCGGGAUCCGCUCACGCGAGAUGAAAUAUUGGAAGGGGAAGUUACAGGAGAUUAUAGACGACAACUCUUCAGUCUAUUACAAGCCUGUGCCAGACAACUUGCCACCGAUCUUAGCUCGCUCGAUCGCGAGUGCCGAUGGUCUCAAGUAUGAAGACUGGCAGAAACGGAGCUUUGACAUUGCCGACCUACAACUGGAGAUCGAGGGCGAAGAUGAGUACGGCCAGCCGCAAAUGCGCCCUGCCCGCGAGGGGCAAGAUGUAGCAGACUUCGUCCAGGAAGCAGACAUCAGCCGCGAAAUGUAG